Gryllus bimaculatus (two-spotted cricket) is the source of this 5471-nucleotide messenger RNA. Lineage: Eukaryota; Metazoa; Arthropoda; Insecta; Orthoptera; Gryllidae. The record is from the annotation of a GenBank genome assembly.
UCUCGAAGUCAGUAUCAAUUUUUAUCAAGCUUCAUUACACUCUCUACGCAUAAGAGCUGAUGUACGAGUUGACAGGUCUUGUCAAAAAAAGUUGGGAAAAGUUGUGGCCGAAGGGAAUUUUAAAUGUGUAGUCACGUCCGCACUGCACGUCAGGCAUUCCUUCCGAAAUUUGCAUGUGGGUUUUCAAAUGUUAAUUAUGAAGGUAAAUCUAAUCGAACAUUUCAAUUAACCAUGCGUCCUAUAUUUGUUAUUGCCAACAUUCAGUUCUGGAACAGAUAACAUUCACUAAUUUAAAAACAUACUGAUUGCUGUGUAGUACUCUGUUGUACAGAAAAAUACAGGUAACCUAUGAUCCAUAGUUAUAAGGAUUCUUUCAAGAGUAAUCGCAUUUUUUUAAAUGAAAAGUUAGCCGCAAAUUGUGUAAUUUAAAAGAUGUCACUGUUUAAAGUUCGUGACUUAUGGGUCACAAAUUGCGGAUCUGAUGAAUCAUACGAUCAUAAAUGUAUCAGUGUAGCCAAACUCAGUGGAAGUAGUGAGAAAAUUAUAGUAGGCAGUCAUAAUGGGUUUUUAAGAAUAUACGAACCUUCUUAUAAAAAAAAUGAGGAUGGAAGAGCUAUUGGGUAUCGCCCCAAUGAUCUCUUAUUGGAAGUGCACCUUCAGCAGCCAAUUCUUCAAGUGUGUUGUGGAAAACUAGUUUCUGGUUCUCAAAGCAUUCAGUUGUGUUUGUUGCAUCCUCGAAGUGUGGCAGUGUACAAUUUUGUAACUAAAUCUGGAGCAACUGAGCAUGGAAAUCAAAAUCAAAUAUUACUGGCUUAUGAACAUCAGCUGAGGCGUUCAGCAUUUUCAGUUGUUGUGGGUCCUUUUGGAGGAGUGUCCCAUAGAGACUUCAUCUGCGUUCAGACAUUAGAUGGUGCUCUGUGCUUCUUUGAACAAGAGACAUUCACGUUCAUCCGAUUUCUACCAUCGUUCCUGUUACCUGGGCCUCUAGUUUUCCUGCCACAUACUGAUUCCUUUGUGACUGUAUCAUCCAGCUGGCAUGUCGAAUGUUACAGGUAUCAAGUUCUUGCAGAAUCUGGAUCAUCAGAUCAAGAAGCAUCAUCUGGCAGAAAGUUGACUGCUGACUGGAUUUAUGUUCUGGGUGAAAGUGUUCUUGACAUAAAGGGUAUUGUCUGGCCUUCACAUUCAGAUGUUGUUAUUCUUGGAGAAAAAAAUUUAUUUUGCCUUAGAGAUAAUGGAACUCUCAAAUUCAUGAAAAGACUGGAAUAUAAACCACAUUGUCUUCAUUGCUACAUAGUUGAACCUGAUGGUAAGUUAAUGAUACUAGUGGUAACUGACACUGAUAUGUUGAUGGUAUAUGAACAAACUACAUUGAAAUGGUCUGCCAAACUUCUCAUCUCUCCAGUUGUUGUAACAAGAGUCAGUAUUGAGAACCUUCAUGGAGUGUUGGUGGUGAUGUCUGACUCAGGAGAACUUCAGUGUUGUUAUUUGGGGACUGAACCAUCUCUUUUCAUGCCACCUCCUCUAGAAGUCACAGCUCUGGAUUAUGAAGAAUCUAGGAAAGAAUUGCUGCAGCUUCAGAAGAUAAUCAAAGCAUACAGCAAAGAAAAUUCUAUGAGUUUGGCCAAUAGUGCGGCAGAGAAAGAACUUGGACUCUCUGUGAAUAUCAGUAAUCAAAUUGAACCUUGUGCCUAUUCCACUCAGUUGCUAGACCCUCUGUCUGAUGUGGACAAAGAUGCUAUUCCAAUGUGCCGAGUAGCACUAGAGCUGGUUCCUCAUGCACCUCUAAGUAAAGUGCAGGUCUCAUUUGUUGUCCCUCCUCCUUUGGGAGUAUCACAGGUUUCACAUUCCAUUAGCAGUCUAUGUGAAGUUACUCAAAUCAUUGUUUUUAUAUAUUUAAACGAGCCAGGUGAUGUUGCGAAUUUGAAAUUCCGUAUUGUUACUUCAUAUGUUACAAGUACUCGUGGAGUACCUAGAGUAUUACAGAAUGUUGCACAAGUACCUCUCAAACUUAUUGUUACAACUUGCCCUGCUUCUAAGGAAGGGGAACAUAAAAUAACAAUAAACACCUCACAGCCUUCUGUGAGUUUGGCCCAGUUAUUCCCUGAGUUCAUAGGUGAAGGAACGAUGUCUGGUGCCAGCAACUCCAUUGGUUUUCUACGAUGUGGUGGGGAGAGUUGUAUUGUGUCAGUUUUUGCAGCAAAAACAUCUCAACGCUAUAGACUUCAGAGUGACUCGUUUCCAGCAAUGUGUCUCCUAACUUCUCAGUUGAUUGAAAGGCUACAAAAGCAUUUUGCAAAGAGCAAAGACUUCACCUGUUCAUUCUCUUCAGCUAUUCCCUUUCAAGAAUUGUUCGUUGCUAUCGAUUGUCAUUUUCAAUGUAGAAGAGAUUCAUUUAUUAUGCAGGAUCAGUUAAAUCAGCGAGCUACACAAUAUAGAGUUAUACAACGACGACUUCUGGUAAAAUUCAAAGAUAAAACUCCCGCUCCUAUAACCAAUUUGGAUGUCCUGUUAAAGAAUACUUAUCAAAUGAUUCGAGCAUCAUCAGAAGCUUUUGAAGAGAAUCAACAAGAUUUGGCAAGAACUCGUUGUCAGCUAUCUUGUGCUCUGGAGUUAUUGCUGCUUUUGAUGAGAUUGUCCCCAGCAGCAUCCCACCCACAUUUUGAUGAUUUACUGGCAGCUUUGAGUUGUCCAGUUAAUGAUUCGGAGGAGCAGGUUGGAACCACUUUUGCAGGUUCAUCUAGAAUUAUAAUAUUAUAUAACCUUUACAAAAAAUAUGAAAAAGUAUCUGCUGUUGAAACACAACUAGUUUUAAUUUCUUUGUAAAAUAAGAGGUGAACUUAAGAUAUGAAGGAGCAUUGAAUACUUAACCUGCCAGUUUAAAUUUCUAAAUAAUGUAAUAAAAAUCAGAGAAAAAAUGUUGGAUUACCAAAAAAAAGUAAUAAUAGGAACUAAAUUUUGCCAUUCUUUGCAGGGUUGGGAAGAAGUGACAAAUGUUGCCAUUUCUUACUUGUUAAGGACAUGUUUAGCAAAAAAUGUGAAAGAACAACAAAGGUCAACACCAUUAUCUCUUGGUUUGAUGAAAGAUACCACAAGAUUUAAAAAACACAUUGCUGCUGCUAUUGAUAGAGUAACUAGAGGGACCCAUUCUGUGGAUAAAGUGCGAACUAAUCAUUCAGAAAGUUCUAACAAACAACAGUUAGUAAAUAUAAAUAUAAGCGCCAUUAGUAGUAUGGCCAUAACCACAAUUCCUGAAGGAGUAGAAGCUGCACCAGAAGAUGACACUAUUGUUCCAGCAGGGUCACAAUUUGCCGAAAAUAGAAAGUCUGUCUCUAUGAGGGGACGGUCUGCUAAUUUACUGAAGGCCCGCAAGGUUAAGGCAGAACUUAAUGAAGGUACAAAGAAUGAUGAAAGUGUUGAACAAACAGGUGAGAGUGAAUCAGUGAUGGAGCAAACUUUGUCUACCUUAGAGAGAGACAAGCGAUUCAAAGAAAUGGCUGCAACUAUAGAGAGUCCUGCAGAAAUAUUUCCAGAGGCUGAUGAUGAUGAGUGGUGAAAGAGAGACCGAGAGUGAAAUAUCAUCUUCAACAUGUUUUAAAAAGGGAAAGACUUUAAGCUAUAUUGUGAGGAAGAAAAGUGAAACCAGAAUAAAACGUUCAAGAAAUUGAAGGCAUAUACAUUCUCAAAUAUGUAUGUUUUAUAAUGUUCUAGUCAUAUCAGCUAGUCUGCACUAGUCUGUAUUGAAAGGAGAGAGUUCCAUUCAGAAGUGUUAGCCUGGUCACUCUUUGUGCCUUGAUAUAUACAUCUUAACAUUGUUAUUGGAAAUCCUUCAAAGUCUACUUCUUCCAGUAUGUGUUUAAACUUCACUGGGGAGAACAAAACACAUGAUAGUUCUCCUCAGUGAAGGUUUAACAUAUACUAGAAGACUUUGAAGGAUUUCCAAUAACAAUGUUAACAUAGGUUUAUUGUAAAUGCUCGAUUUACAUGGAAUGGGACCAAUAGUUUUUCCUUUCAAAGGAAACUGUUUUAGAGGUUUUCAUCAGUUGUCUAAAAUAAAUCCUUUACCCACCAUGGAAGAUGCCAGAAGAUGCCUUCUCUGUUGUACAACUUUGAUAAACAAAAAGAAACAUAUUUUCAUGACAGCAUGGGAAUAGUGUUCAACAGAAGAAAUAAUUUGGUGUUAGCAAAACAUUGUACAAAAAACUGGUAUGGAGUUUUUAAUUGCUUGUGUACUUCUGAUGUAGUAUAGAGAAAGCAUUGUAAUGCUGCAGCAAAAACCUGUAGUUAUUUACAGAGAAAUUCAUUUAGUGGAUUCCUGAUACCAAGAAAGUGGAUCAGUCUUAUUCCUAUACAUAGUAUUUACGUAUUAUUUUCCACUAACACAUUGUGAAGUAGAAUCCACAUUUUGUGGGUCCUUGAUACCAAAAAAUUGGUUCAAGGCAAAAUGUCUGUUCAUCCAUAUGUGAACAAUGCUAGCACCUUAACCGUCCAUCCAUAAACCUAAGUUUAUAUUCUUUUAUCAAUUUGGCUGAUGUUGCGGCCCCUUGAAUUUGAAACAUAUUUUGUUCUUUGGGGAGAUUUUGUCUUUAAAUUUGUUUUUCAAAUAAAACAAAGUAUGCUAAUAAAAAUGGCUCAAAUAAUGGCAUAAAAUUUAUUUUCAUUGAACUCUGCAUUUUUGGAAUCUGAGAAAGUUUCAAAUAAUGCCAGAAUGCAUGUGUUGUUGAAGCACCACUAGUUCUUAAUAUUUUUCUGAAUAAGAACAUAGAGGUUAUCACCUCUCUGUUCAUGCAACAUAUUAAUUUGUUGAUUCAAAAUAUGUACAUGUCAUUUUUAAGAUUCUUCUAUUGUCUAGGCCAGGGGCUCCUGAAGGGGUCGGUAUAAACUGACCUGGAUGUCGAUAAAAAUUUUGAAGGGGGUCAAUUAGAGUCAAUAGCCGAAUAUGAACCAGUGCCUGAUCAGUAUAAUCAAGGUCCCAUUGAUACCAAAAAAUUAAUGAAAUUAAUUGCAUUCUGAUAGUAAUGUUAUUUAUUAUUAUUUCUGAAGCAAAAAGAUCUAUAAUAAUAAAUUAUAAAUGAUCUCCUCAUCUUUCUCAUUUAUCUAUAGAAGUUAGCGUAUUCAGAAAACACAAAAAAUGAUAUCUAUGCGUUCACAGUGAUAUUCUAUCACACAAGAAAAUACUCUUCACAAUAUGCACUGGAGAAAUGUUAAGGCCAGUUGUUAAAACACAUUUUAUAAUCAUUACAUUAGAAAUAAGAUUAGAAAUCAUCUUCUAUUUUUGAAAAUCAAAAUAUUUAUGAGAAUAUUGGUAUAUGAAAUUGUAAUCUUUAAGGCAUUUUUGUGCAAUUCUUUGGGUCAUGAUUAUGAAUGCUGUGUACUAUAGAGAAGGCUUAAGUGUCGAUAAAGCAAACAAUUCUCUUAAGAGGAGUCGAUGAAAAAAAAUGUUGGUAAUCCUUGGCCUAGACAAUUUAAUAUGC